This is a messenger RNA of Chanos chanos (milkfish), 1503 nucleotides long. Its product is annotated as cytochrome c. Lineage: Eukaryota; Metazoa; Chordata; Actinopteri; Gonorynchiformes; Chanidae. The coding region runs from base 679 to 993 and encodes 104 amino acids. The transcript is spliced from 2 exons. Gene Ontology annotation, molecular function: electron transfer activity; heme binding. The record is from RefSeq and is a predicted model, not a curated record.
UUUUAAGCUUUCUCCUUCCCUUAAAUUGUUUUUUUAAGGAAGUUGUUUUGUAAUAAUUUCUGGUGCAGUUUCAUAACUUUGAAAAGAAAUGGGUAUGACCUUGUGUUUUUCCUAAAGUAGAAAAAUGUGCGGUUGCUGUCAACGUUUGUAACGAAAAAAACGAGAACAGCGGGCAAACAGUCACGGGGUACAUCAUAUUGUUGAGCUAUCACAAGGCUUAAAAAGUAUGACCAUUCUUAAUUUUUAAAACAAUUCUUACUGAGCUUCGCAUAUAUGCUUGUUUUUGAGUAUGGAAUUCUACGACAUCACGUCUCUUGACGAUAUUUCCAACUCCAUGUGGUGUAAGUGUAAUUGCGAAACAGUUAACACAGUGCCUCACAGACCCAUCCCCAUGCCCCCGGCUGUGAACAUUACGAAACCUCAAGAACGAGACGAGCUACGUCAGCAUAUUGGCUACUGGAGAAGGAAUGAAAGUCGUCCAGUUUCAGUUGAAUAGGACCUGCCCAUUCCAAUACACUUAGUUAUGAAACAGGUUACAUUGCAGUGUAUCCACCCUAAUGCUGGUGACCGUGUGUCUGAAAGUUUUGCCAUUUGUAAAGAUUUCGUGGCGUGAAAGAGACCCUGCUGAAAUACGAUACUGUUACUCAUGUGGUUGUCCGUUGUCUUUCGCGCAGGAAAAUGGGUGACGUAGCCAAAGGAAAGAAGGUAUUUGUUCAGAAGUGCGCACAGUGCCAUACGGUCGAAAACGGAGGAAAGCACAAGGUGGGCCCAAACCUGUGGGGCCUUUUCGGUCGUAAGACAGGCCAAGCAGAGGGCUACACUUACACAGACGCCAACAUAUCCAAAGGUAUCAUUUGGAGUGAUGACACAUUGAUGGUCUAUUUGGAAAACCCGAAGAAAUACAUUCCAGGAACGAAGAUGAUUUUCGCGGGCAUCAAGAAGAAGAAGGAACGUAGCGAUCUCGUAGCAUAUCUGAAGGCAUCUACGUCCUAGACCAUUCUGAACAGAGGCCAUUUCAUUUUUGUUCUGUCAUUGUACUUACUUUAAAGAGUAUGAAUAUUUAAAAUGGGAAACGAAGAAUGUACAGAUUUUGGGCAUCGAAAACGCUUAAUGCCAUGUUUGGACAGAAUGUGAUAUUUAAAUGGUGUCGUGGUGACAAGGUAUCACGGUUGACACAUCAGUUCUUCCACGUUGAUCUCAGCCCUUAAGAAGCGAAGUAUAGACGACCCCUGGUUUAACAGGCGGUGUAGGUGGUAAAUUAUUUCAGUAAAGAACGAAGUAUUCCAGAAUAUGUUGAGUUGACCGGUAAUACUCUGUUCCAGAAAUGGCUACAUGUCUUAAAUUUCACUGGUUUUAAGCUAUCAGACACGUCUUUUUAGUUUAUUUAUUAAGACACUGUCAGAUCUACCUCUUCUCUUGACUGUUGUCUUCACAUACUGUCUUAAAAAGCCAUUUUUGAUGUCUUAGUUAUCUGAUUACUGAAAUAAAUUAUUUUUAACAUUC